CAGUUCUCACACUCGUUCUACCCAAUGUUCCUCCUCCGCAUUAGCUUUUGUUGUUCCAGCUCUUCAAAUCGACGCCACCGGCGGACAGUGAUUUAGCUCAGUGAAUCUGCCGGCGACCAUGGCCAGGAUUCCUUUAGGGUGCGAGCCAGUUAUCGGGUCUCUCGUUCCCUCGAAGAAAAGAGACUACAGGGUCACCAACCGUCUCCAAGAGGGCAAACGUCCUCUCUACGCCGUCGUCUUCAACUUCAUUGACUCUCGUUACUUCAACGUCUUCGCCACCGUCGGCGGCAAUCGGGUGACUGUCUACCAAUGCCUUGAAGGAGGAGUUAUAGCUGUGUUACAGUCUUAUGUCGAUGAGGAUGUAAGAACUAAGGAUGAAUCCUUCUACACGGUGACCUGGGCGUGCAAUCGCGAUGGAUCCCCAUUUGUUGUUGCUGGCGGAAUCAAUGGGAUCAUCCGUGUUAUAGAUGCUGGCCACGAAAAGAUAGACAAGGUAUGCAAUGGGGAGUUUUUUAUGUAGAAAUCAACUGGUAGCUACUGGCCUUUCUGUAAGAACUCACUGCCAUGGAACUGCAAGCAAGGAAAUCUAAACAUAUGUUUGCUGGUCGUUGAGUUUUGCCCCUCAUUCUCAGAACUCUUAGACCAUGAGCUCUAGGUGAAGUCGCUUGGAAAUGGUUAAAUGUAUAAAUCCGUUUUCGAAUGCAUUUAUAGUUAUAGCUGGAAGUUUGUAGAACCUGUUGUAUUUCAAGUCUUAGUAACUAUGUGCUAUCUUUUGUCCACUUGCAUUCUUUCACUUGUAUGAGCAGAGCUUUGUAGGUCAUGGGGACUCAGUAAAUGAAAUAAGGACUCAGCCACUAAAACCUUCACUUGUGGUAUCAGCAAGUAAAGACGAGUCAGUUCGCCUGUGGAAUGUUCAUACCGGAGUUUGCAUUCUCAUAUUUGCUGGAGCUGGGGGUCAUCGGAACGAAGUUUUAAGUGUCGACUUCCAUCCUUCAGAUAUGUAUCGCAUAGCAAGUUGUGGAAUGGAUAACACUGUGAAGAUUUGGUCAAUGAAAGAGUUUUGGCCGUCUGUCGAAAAAUCAUUCACGUGGACAGACCUUCCUUCGAAGUUCCCCACCAAAUAUGUGCAGUUUCCGGUCUUCAUAGCUUCAGUUCACUCAAACUAUGUUGAUUGUAACCGGUGGCUUGGAGAUUUUGUCCUUUCAAAGAGUGUUGACAAUGAGAUUGUGUUGUGGGAACCGAGAACGAAGGAUCAGUCUCCCGGAGAGGGGACGGUGGACAUCCUUCAAAAAUACCCUGUUCCAGAAUGUGACAUUUGGUUCAUCAAGUUCUCGUGCGACUUCCACUAUAAUGCUGCUGCCAUAGGGAACAGAGAGGGGAAGAUCUUUGUCUGGGAGCUGCAAACCAGUCCCCCCAGUCUUAUAGCAAGACUCUCUCAUGCUCAAUCCAAAUCUCCAAUUAGACAGACCGCAAUGUCUUUUGAUGGCAGCACCAUCCUUAGCUGCUGCGAGGAUGGAACAAUAUGGCGCUGGGAUGCAGUAUCCUCAUCAUCUUCAUCGUCAUCUUCCCAAGUGUAGUGUAGGAAUUCGAACGCGUCACUGUUUGCAUCUUUCAAUUAAAACAGAAAGGUGUGGGGGAUAUGAACAAGGAUAGUUUCCGCAAUCGAGGCUACCAUUUUCUCUGUUGUUGUAAAAUAGCUAUUAGUAAUCACUAUUGUAGCAUUGUCCCAGUUGGUCAUUUUCACUACUUUUCCUUGUAAUCCUUUUGCUCUUCAUCUUUUACUUUGGUUGGAAGAUGGAGCACUCCACUCGACAUAUUCGUUCCAAAAAUCGGAAGCUAAGAGCCGGAUAUGGAGUAUUUCAGUUCAGUCUGGUUCACACCAAAUCUACACACAUUAACUAGCAAAUGACAGCAACACUAGACUGCCUUGAAACUAAUGAAUCUCUCCAACGACUUCGAUCUAGUUCAGAUCAAAGUAAGUUUCAUUCAAAUGCAGAUUCAAGCUGAGUUUCAUUUGAUCAGGUUCGCAGUUUUGCAUACUAGGCUUAGGAAUGCAUACAACAAGGCUCUGAGUGUUUAAGGCUCCAGAAAGCAGCAUGUGAGGAACACCAAUCUAUUGCCGAUUCUCUAUAUGUACAGCAAAAAAUUGAAGAAUCAAGUGUGUAAUGCCGAGCUCUGUUCUAUUGAACCCGUUUUUUUUAUCACAAAACUGUACAGUACUGGGAAAUGCCCCCGGUGUGACUAAAUCUGAGUCCGUAAUUGCAUCAGCAAAUUCUUCAUGCUUUCAAGGUUCUGACAUACCUGAAUAAUAUCUGAAAUAUUCUGAACUGACGACUCGGGGCUUGACAAGUUGUUCAUAAUGGCUGCGCAUUUAGCUUGUGAAUCUUCCACUGCUUCCUCCAGCAAACAAACUGUAGAUUCUGCUUUCCUCUCAUCCAUGGUGCCAUUGCUCAGAUUCAAUGGUGGCAUGGUUGCAAAGCUGUGAGGGCUACCAACUCUGCUUAGCCUUUCUGGAGUGAAAAUCCUUUCAAAGCCCUCACUUCCAAGAUUGCUAAGCUGGUCGAUGGCAGCCAGACCGAUGGAGCGCUCCAGCUUCAGGAGCCUCAGGAUGCCAGCAGUAAUCCUGCCCAUGGCAUCCAACUCUGAUUUACACAAGAAUGCAAGAUGCUGGAGCUCAUCUUUGGUAACAACAGCCUGAAUCUGCAAUACAGAGAACUUGACGUUCUCUGCUUCCCAGUUGUCCAUAUGAUAAUCGUCAUCAUCAUCAGCUUCCUCUGGCAUCACCAAACUAACCUCAAAUUCUAACCCUCCAGGUGACUGGACAACUUCUUCAACUCCAUUUUCAGAAACUCUAAAUUGUUUUUGAGAAUGUGGCUUCAGUAUCUGUAACCCUUCCACGCCAACCUACAACCAAAUCUACAGGAUAUUUCCGCACAUGUGAAUUUCCUUUACCAUCUAGCUCGUUCUUCAGACUACUUUUUGCUUUAACCAGAAAACUCUGGAAAGUAGUGUGCCAACUCCUCUGCUCUCUGCCUAGAUUGUCUAGGUCAACAAAUGACGAUCCCCCUGCUAAUUCUCUUUCACCUUCAAGAGCAAACAACCAGUCUUUGAAUUCUACACGUACAUCAACAUCAUCUGGCAUUCCAAGCUGCAGUAGACCACCUUCAUUAUCACACCCCAAACUUCCAUCUGCAGAGGACAGAAAUGUUUGAUCAUUGAAGCUUAGAUUUCACAGGGAAAAGAUACCAGCAGGGCAUAUAAAACAAAUGAAAACUUUAAUGCCCGCACCUUCAUCAACAUCCUCAGCACUAAGAGGUGAUGACUUGAAAAGUUUUGAUAGUGGGCCCCUUGAUAAAUUCUUUAAUCCUUUAGACAGUCCCACCCCAGGACCACCAUCAGGUCCAAGUAUCCCAAACCGAUGCAGCAGGGACUCGGCAUAAUUCAUUCCUCCACCAAGACGGAGACCAUAAAUGCAGGCUGAUACUCCUAAACUAUGGCACUCUCUGUCCUCUUCACUGAAAGGAAUCAUAUGUUCCACGCUUACAUCUAGAAAAGGAACCACAUAAUUUUUACCAUUGGAUUUCGGCAUGGUCUCCUUAUUUACCCAAAGGACAGCUCUGAGAUCAGGGUAUCCAUUAACACUUACCAAAUCAUCAUUCUCAACGGUGCUUAUCAUUGACUCAUCUUCAGUCUCUACACAGUCUAUCUCAACACUCUGCCACUGUA
Linum tenue is the source of this 3726-nucleotide messenger RNA. The record is from the annotation of a GenBank genome assembly. NCBI's taxonomy places the organism in Eukaryota, Viridiplantae, Streptophyta, Magnoliopsida, Malpighiales, Linaceae.